AUGGAUGAUUCCCAAAGUUCCAGCUUAUACAAUUACUUAUUCGGUGAAGCUGAUGAAAUCACCAAGAGAAUAGAGGAAUAUCGCACACAACAUGGUAGAAACGAUGAUUCUCCACCGCUCGUAUCACCGGAGCACUUGUCCGAAAACAUUUGUCCUACGAUUAGUUAUUGUCAGCAUCAAAACCGACCUACCAUGUUUAUACCUUUUAAUUCCAUUUCAGCGGAACAUCAUUCCUCCCAACACUUUUGUCAUAUGAUUUAUCAUCAUCAACUUCAAAAUCAAAGUCCAAGAAAUUGGUCGAGACCAAUAGAUAUAAUCCGACGGAUUGAAGAGCCUGAAAGAGAAACAGGUGUAGGAUUAACAGAGAGAGAAUUUUCUCAAUUACCUACCAUCAAGUUUCAACAUUCUAUAGAAGAUAAAAAGUGUAUGAUUUGCCUGUCAGAUUAUACUCGGGGAGAGAAACUUACCAUUUUACCUUGUACUCACAAAUACCACGAAGAUUGCAUUCGUCCUUGGCUCAAAAAGAGUAAGCUUUGCUGCGUUUGCCAAAGGGAAGUGGUUGUUGGAUAUAAAUAA
Eutrema salsugineum is the source of this 576-nucleotide messenger RNA. RefSeq names its product E3 ubiquitin-protein ligase RING1-like. Lineage: Eukaryota; Viridiplantae; Streptophyta; Magnoliopsida; Brassicales; Brassicaceae. The transcript has 4 exons. The record is from RefSeq and is a predicted model, not a curated record. Bases 1 to 576 code for a protein of 191 amino acids.